GGCGCCGGCGAGCGGCUGAAGCGGGAGGGUCGGGAGCGGUAAGGAGCUGUGGAGGAGUGAGCGGGUCCGCCAUGGGGACGCAGGGCACCGGGCGAAAGCGGCUGCCGAACCGGGAGCGGCUGACGGCGGAAGACGAUGCGCUCAAUCAGAUCGCCCGUGAGGCUGAAGCAAGACUUGCGGCAAAGCGAGCGGCACGGGCAGAGGCACGGGAGAUACGAAUGAAGGAACUGGAAAGGCAGCAGAAGGAGAUCUAUCAAGUUCAGAAGAAAUAUUAUGGUCUGGAUACUAAAUGGGGAGACAUCGAGCAAUGGAUGGAAGACAGUGAGCGUUAUUCCCGUAGAGCCCGAAGAAAUGCCUCGGCUUCGGAUGAAGAUGAGCGCAUGUCAGUGGGUAGCCGUGGAAGCCUGAGGGCUGGAUUAGAGAAUGAGAGGACCAAAAAGAAGAACUACUCCAAAGCAACCAAUGGUUAUGAGGAAGACAUGUAUGGAUCAUCCCAGAGUAGAAAAUCUAGCAGGCCCUCCUUGCUGUACAGCGAUGCCCUGCCAGCCAGAAGUUACAGGGCGUCUGUGUAUGACGAGAGCAUUUACAGUGGGAGUCGUCGGUAUAGUGCCUCUAGUUCUCGUGCUCCUUCUGAGUACAGCUGUUACCUUGGUUCGGGAUCUCGAGCAUCCUCAAGAGCCAGCUCUGCUCGGGCCAGUCCAGUGAUUGAAGAAAGGCCUGAAAAAGACUUUGAGAAGGGAGCACGCACGGUCUCCAGUUUGUCAGCAGCUACCUUAGCUUCUCUGGGUGGGACUUCUUCACGAAGAGGCAGUGGGGAUACCUCCAUCUCAGCUGAUACAGAGGCAUCUAUUAGAGAAAUUAAGGAUUCUCUAGCUGAAGUCGAGGAGAAAUAUAAGAAGGCUAUGGUGUCAAAUGCUCAACUAGACAAUGAAAAAACAAACUUCAUGUACCAAGUAGAUACCCUGAAGGAUGCACUCUUAGAGUUAGAAGAGCAGCUGGCAGAAACCAGGCGGCAAUAUGAAGAAAAAAGUAAAGAAUUUGAGAGGGAGAAGCAUGCUCACAGCAUAUUGAAGUUCCAGUUUAUGGAAAUCAAAGAGACUUUGAAGCAGAGAGAUGAAAUGCUUGCAGAAAUCCAACAGCUGCAACAGAAACAGCAGAGCUAUGUCAGGGAAAUUUCUGAUCUUCAGGAGACAAUAGAGUGGAAAGACAAAAAAAUAGGGGCAUUAGAGAGGCAGAAAGAUUUCUUUGAUUCCAUAAGGAGUGAGCGGGAUGACCUUAGAGAUGAAGUGAUUGUGCUGAAGGAGCAACUGAAGAAACAUGGACUCAUCCCAGACUCUGACAUAGCCACUAAUGGGGAGACAUCAGACAUUCUUGAUCAUGAAGGACACUUGGAUUCUUCCAAAGCUGUUCCAGGCACAACUCAAGCAUUAAAAGCAGGAGGGGAUGGGAUGCUAGGAAAAACCAAUGAAGUGGACAUGAAAAAUGAGAUUUUGGAGGAUUUGGGGAAAAAAGAAAUCUUGCAGAAUACUGAGCAUGAGGAACACAAAGAGGAGUCUGAGGAGCAGGAAGUACAGACAUUGCGUGCUGAUGAAAAUGUAAAGGCAGAAAAAUGGGCUGAAGAACAUGAUGCUCUGUCAACAGUGAUGUUAUCAGAUAGUAGGUUUACAGAACAAAUUCAAAGCAUUACAGAACAUGUCUCAGGAAAUGCUUCUUCAAAUGAUGACAGUGACAUGGAUGACUUGAGAAAGGAGACUGAGUCUGCAGGCACUGUUAGUAUGGAGGCUGAACACCAUGGGGUAAAUGCAAGGACAAACCAGACCUUGGAGGUAGGCUUUCUACAAGGUCAUCAGGCUGUUGAGAUUUCUCUCGAAGUGCCUAGUAACUUAGGUACAGAGCAUGAACUGGGAAAAGCUGCACCUGAACAGAAAGAACAAGAGGAUUUUAAAACUAGCCAUGCCCUGAGUGAUAAUGAAAUGGAUCAGGAAGCUAACAUUACAAGUGAGAGCUGUGAGUUGGUUUCCAAUCAGGCAGAGCUACUAGAGGUUAGAUUUGAGGGCUUGCUUAGUGAAGAGGUAAACGCAAAGACUCAUACUGAGGGACUCUGUCACUCAGAAGAAAAUGCUGAAAACAAGGUUACAAAUGACUCUGAGAAAAAUCUUGUUGAAAGCAAUGACUGUGCUGAUGGAAGAACUGAUAAAAUGGGAGAUAAUAGAACAGAAGAAGCAAAUGAGGUUGUGAACACAGCUGAGGGUCAGCUGAGUGAAAUAGAGUCUGUGGAUUUGGAGGGGACAAAGUCAUAUGAAAGUGAUGUCUCGGCAAAUACAAGUGAGAAAGAAGGCAGAGGAGAUCAGGCACAUGUCCAACCAGUUUCUGCAGAGGACAGUGCUUCAGCAUCAUCAGAGGAACAAAAUAAGCAAGAUAAAACUGAACUUGAAAAUGGUAUAGCUGAGAAGGAUGGACAGAAGGAAGUGUUAAUAGGUGAGUUGGAGAUGUGUUCAGAUUCUGCAGAAACAAGCAAGCGAGAUAAGGCCGAUGUUGAGGCUGCAGGCUGUGUUACUGAGGAAAAAGAAAGCAUGCUGCAGCAGGCAGAGCAAGACACAGAUGUCGUGAAAGAGGUGAUGACUCAAGAAACUAGUUUAGAACCAAGUCUCUUAGAUGACAAAAUUAAGGAGUUAAAAUUGGAAACAGGGGAUGAAUCUGAGAAAGGACAGGAAAGUAGGACAGAACAGGCAGAAAAAGUAAAGCUAGAGGUAGAAGUUCAAACAGUUCAGUGUAGUGAAGAAACAACAGGUGAUACAGUGGAAGAGAAAAAUUAUCCAUUAGAAAGUGAAGUACAGAAUAUAGCUAGACAGGAGGAGGGUGGAUAUAAAGAGGAGUUGGUUGUAGAUUUUUGUGUAACUACAGAAAGCAAGAUUGAUAAAGAAAUACUGAAAGAAAAUGAUCAAGAGUUAGAGCUUGAAGACCAUCAUGAUGGUAGACUUGCUUCUGAGGAAGGUGCAAAUAACUGCCUGGUGAAGAAAGCUGAGCAGGGUGAAAACGAUAGUGAAGAAGUUAAUUUGGAGGGCCAAGCAGAGGAAAGACUGGAAGAUGAUGGUGAUGCGUUUGAUUUCGAUGAAGAGGCAAAACAAAUACUAGAAAAAGAUGAAAAAUGUGAUGGAGAGAAAACUGAAAUGGAGAAAGGAGAGGGUGAUGGAGCAAAUGGUGCUGUUGAGAAGACUGCUCAAACAGAUGAAGAUGGAGAAGGAACAAACAAAAUAGAAACCAAAGGUGCCUUGACUGAAGAUGACAGCUUGCAGCAGAAAAAAGAUGAGCCUGAAGAAACGGUGUGCUUGCAAGGGAAAAUAUCAGGGAAGACUGAUGAGAAGACUGAUGUAAUGGAAGAUGAAAUCAGUGCAUCAGUUUCUAAUAAAGUGGAAAACAUAUCAGAUGAAUGUGUUUUGGAACAGGAUUUGGAAAGUGCUGGCAAUACCAGGGAUGAAAGCAAGGAGGAUUUUCAGGGUGGUAGAAGGGGUAAGGGUAGAUCCAGAGAUGACUGUACAGUAUCAUAACUUCACAAUCUGAAUGCUAUGUGAGUUGCAUGCUGUUGGAUCAGUCCCAGUAAAGAAGCUUGCACUUUACACAAUAUAUCAGGCCUUAGGAAUACUCUUAAAGUUUUUUCUUUAUAGGUAACUCUUGUCAUAAUACAACAUUAUGUAUGUGGUAAUGAUGCAAGUAUUAAGUUAUUCACUGACAUACCUAGCCACAAGAAAUUGUGCCUGGGUUUGCUUUUGCUGUGUCUCAGGUUUAAAAUUUAUCACCAAAAGAGCAAGCUUCACAAAUCAACUAUUCAGACUAUCUUGCAAUUAAAGUAUUUUAGUGUGAAUAACUGCUACUGAGGAACACUUACAGGAAAGUCUUUUUUUCCCCCUAGCCUAUAUGAUGGAUGUCUUGAAUGUGCUUAUGUGCAGUGAGUGUAUGUGAACUUUUGUGUACUUCUGCACAUGAGCACAUUAAUACUUCAUGAAGGAUCUCAGUAGAUCAGCAACACCAACCUGAUGUUGAAAACAUGUUUCUUGGUGAUUAAAGCCUAGGAACCUUUGGGUUAGUUUGUUUUUUUCCUUAACAUGGAAAAAAAUAUAUAUACACACUCUCAUUCCACUUUGUAUUUCUAAUAUGGUAACAUUCCAAGGUAUAGUUAGAUCACUGUGAAUCUCCUUAGCCUGAGCACUUUUGAAAGAACUAUAUCCAACUUGGCAGAAGUGCAGCACACACAGGUCUUAGUUUACUGAAAUGAAUAAAUGUAUCCUUGUUUACUUCAUUAAGGCACUUUGCACGACAGUAGGCCUUUUACACCAUGUCUCACAUGGGGGUUUUAUUUUUUCCAAAGUGACAAUACACACUGUAAUGUGUGCUUUAGGUUUCCUGUCCAGUACUGUCUAGUUCUGAAUGUAGAAAGUAUCUAUUUUUCCAUGAAGAUUUUUUUUUUGUUUAAAUUUAAUUUCCUUAUUGCUGCUGCCUUUUUUUUUUUUCCCAUCAAACGAUGAAUCUGAAAGAAUGUUUUUAAGUCUGAAAAAAAUUCUUACCUAUUUCCUUCUGGAAAGAAGAUAACUUUAGAACUCUACAUGUCUUUAUUCUUGUUGGAUAUCAGACCAAAGAUGAUUGUUGUUAUGCAUAAAAGCUCCUUGUGCCUUUUAGAAAAGCUGGGUUGCUUUGAAUUCCUGGCAUAAGUUAGACUCUUUUACUCCUUUGGUAUAUUUCUUGUAUCUUUGCUAUAGCUUGGGAGGAAGAGCAUGUUUUGCAUACUUUAAAUUAAUUUUUAAGUUGUUUUAAGCAAUGAACAUCCCAAGGGAAUGCAGACUGCAGUGUUGGGAUUGGGAGGCUAUGGAAGGCUGUUAUUUGUGUCGUUACAAAGCUGAUGGAGUACAGACUGCAAAAGUUGAAGAUGUGUAUCAAAAUGUAUUGAGCUGUAUAUAAUUGAAAUAAACAUAUUUUAUACUUUAAA
Pogoniulus pusillus (Red-fronted tinkerbird) is the source of this 4981-nucleotide messenger RNA. RefSeq names its product LRR binding FLII interacting protein 1 (gene LRRFIP1). Bases 72 to 3548 code for a protein of 1158 amino acids. NCBI's taxonomy places the organism in Eukaryota, Metazoa, Chordata, Aves, Piciformes, Lybiidae. Gene Ontology annotation, molecular function: RNA polymerase II cis-regulatory region sequence-specific DNA binding; DNA-binding transcription factor activity, RNA polymerase II-specific. The transcript is spliced from 19 exons. Gene Ontology annotation, biological process: regulation of transcription by RNA polymerase II. The record is from RefSeq and is a predicted model, not a curated record.